AUGUCCGUUCCUAAUCCUGAAACUGCUGAAAUUAAAGUUGAAGAGGCAAAAGUUGAAGCCAUUGUUACUGAAACUAUUACUGAAACUAUUGCGACUGCCACAACUACUGAAACUACUGAAAUAGUUGAAGAAGAUAAAAAGGAAGUUGUAACAACAACCAAAAUAGUUGAAGAAGAACCUGUUAAUAAGGAAAAUGGAACUAAUGUACCUGAGACUCCUGAACCUAUCUAUAAAGGCCAUUUGAAUAAGCACCACAAAUAUUUUGGUAAAAAUCAGCGGCAUUUUGAAUUAAAUGAAGACCCUAUUCCCAAAGAUAAUCUUAAUCAAUAUUACAAGAAAAACAUAAAAGAUGUGCCUAAAAAAGCUCCUCCCACAAAACCAUCAGCUGAACCCGAAAAACCAUCAGCCGAACCUGAAAAACCAUCAUCUGAGCCUGAAAAACAAACCGAUGCCCCUGCAUCUGAUACUCCUGCAUCUGAUGUUCCCGCAUCGGAUGUUCCUGUGAGUAAAGAUGAGAAAGAAGAACAAAAAGAGAAAAAGGAGCAAAAAGAAUCAGAUCAAUUCGACAAAAUAUAUUUCUGUAAUAAUAUUGCUCAUGCUAUUCAAACUGGCAAGGGUCUUUUAUUUUAUUACAAGAAUGAAAAAACUCUUGAAAAACGAAUACCAUGGGGUAUUAUUAAUUUAAAGGAUGCUACUGUUGAAGUCGAUAAAACAAGUUCAAACAAAUUCAGAAUAACUACUAAAGCUGGAAAAGAGCAUGUUUUGGAAGCUUACAGUGAAAAAGAAAAAAGUCGUUGGGUAUAUACCAUUAAUGAAGAAAUUAAAAAGGCUGAAGAUAUCGAUGCCAUCUACGCUUCUGAUGAAUACAAAAACACUUAUGAUCAACUUGGUAGGUCAUUUUCAAAUUUUAUAUCAUUAAACGGCCAAUUCAAAUUUGUUGCUAAGGAGGGUAUAACCUCUGAUUCUGAACCCCUUUCCGAUAGUGAUGAUAAACAAGGAAGACCAGAUAAACACCCCCAAAAAAUUUCUGUCAAUACUGAUGGUGUUAAUACUGCUGAUGUUUCACCUGAUGAUGGUACUACUAAAUCUCCAAAGUCUUCAAAAAGUAACUUUUUCAAUUUCUUUGGAAGGAAGGAAAAAGUCGAGGCAAAAGAUGAAAGUGCAAAAGACAAAGAAAUACCUCAAGAAACUAAGGAUACUAAGGAUGUUGGGUCUAAUGAUACUCCUGCUCCUGGUGAAGAUACCAUUGUUACUGAUACCAAGGGUACUGAUGAACCAAAAGAUGAUACCAAAGAAGAAAUUAAAGAAGAUGUCAAAGAAGAAAUUAAAGAAGAUGCCAAAGAAGAAACCAAAGAAGAAAAGAAAAAGGCUACUUUGUUAGACACCGCUAUCAAUGCAAUUACUUCAACCUUUAAAACGACUAAAGAAGAAAAAACUACUACAUCAGAGGCAGAAGCUGCUGAAACUACAGAACCUGCCCCCGAAGAACAAAAAACUGGUGCUGAACCAAGUAAAGAUGAGGAAUCCCAAACCCCUGACAAGCCAAAAGAUGAAACCACUAAAAUAAUUGCAAAUUUGAGUCGUAGAAUUACUAGUCGAUCGGGAUCACAAAGUGAAGAAAAACAAGAAUCGGAUGUUGUACAGGAUGAAUUCGAAAUUAUUCAUGCUGAAGUAAUGAAAGAAUAUCCAGAUUGUGCUAAACAAGGAAAGUUACAUAAAGAAACUUAUCACGCUUUCUUCAAACGUGAUGAACCACGAUACUUUGCAUUCCAUGGUGGUAUAUUAUAUUACUUUAAGGAUAGUAAAACAAAGAAACAAAUUAAAAUAGAAAAGAAUUGCAGUGUUAAAAAGACAGAGAAUAAAAGAUUUGAAAUUGAAACUCCAUCAAGAACCUACAAGUUCCAGGCUCCUACUGAAGAAGAACAAACCGAAUGGGUUAAAGUAAUCGAGGAUCAUAUUAGUAGUCUCCCAGAAGAAUCACCUUCUGACAAAAAGGAGCUCCCUGAAGUCACAAACGUUACCAAUAGUGAAGAAAUACAGGCAGCGGUCGAUGAAGCUGCUAAAGCCUCUAAAGAAAGCACUGAACCCAGUACUGAACCUAGUACUGAACCUAAGACUGAACCUAAAACUGAAAGUGAUGUCGCUGAAAAAUCAGAAAUCACUCCAGCUGCACCUGCUACAACUGCUACUGCUUAA
Cetraspora pellucida is the source of this 2196-nucleotide messenger RNA. The record is from the annotation of a GenBank genome assembly. NCBI's taxonomy places the organism in Eukaryota, Fungi, Glomeromycota, Glomeromycetes, Diversisporales, Gigasporaceae.